Molecule: messenger RNA, 1999 nt
Organism: Tarenaya hassleriana
Lineage: Eukaryota; Viridiplantae; Streptophyta; Magnoliopsida; Brassicales; Cleomaceae
Product: inorganic phosphate transporter 2-1, chloroplastic-like
Exons: 3
Biological process (GO): phosphate ion transmembrane transport
Cellular component (GO): membrane
Molecular function (GO): phosphate transmembrane transporter activity
Source: RefSeq, a predicted model, not a curated record
UAGAUCCUUGUUUUCUCUCAGACAUGACUCUUCCUUACAACUUCUCUUCUGUCAGAAACCACUCGAUUCUUCUCCGGACCUCUCAUCAUCUCUACAUUCCCAGAACUCAAGGUUCCUUCUUUCUCAAGGGAUCUGCUCCUCUCUUCAAGAAACACUGUCUCCUCUUCUUCAAUGAUCAUCCUUUGUCCAGAAACCCUUACAAUCCCCUGAAACUCGCCAACCCUUUUGCUAGCAUCUCCUCUUUCGCAGAUUCUGGUGGAGAUGAACAACACCAUGAUGAACAAAUCCACAUUCAGGAACCUCAUCAGUCGACAAAACCCACCACAGAAGGAGAGCAACUCUCAGAUGCAAAGAAGGACGACUUGCCCGGAAUGGCUCAAGCCUUCAACAUCUCAUCCAACACUGCGUGGGCAAUCUCCACACUCAUCGCCUUCUCGGCUCUAUGCUUCCCACUGUUCAUGAAGUCACUGGGCCAAGGACUUGCCCUGAAGACGAAGGUUCUCUCUUAUGCGACUCUGCUCUUUGGAUUCUACAUGGCGUGGAACAUCGGGGCCAAUGACGUGGCCAAUGCCAUGGGGACAUCUGUCGGGUCCGGAGCCCUGACGCUCCGGCAGGCGGUGGUGACGGCCGCCAUUCUGGAAUUCUCGGGGGCGUUGUUGAUGGGGACCCACGUGACGAGCACAAUGCAGAAGGGGAUUCUUGUGGCAAAUGUGUUCCAGGGGAAAGACUCCUUGCUCUUCGCCGGCCUUCUCUCUUCCUUGGCUGCAGCUGGAACCUGGUUGCAGGUAGCAUCAUACUACGGGUGGCCGGUUUCGACGACUCACUGUAUAGUGGGAUCGAUGGUAGGAUUUGGGCUGAUGUACGGAGGUGCAGGUGCCGUCUUUUGGAGUUCACUCGCAAAGGUCGCUUCUUCUUGGGUCAUCUCCCCCGUCAUGGGAGCCCUCGUCUCAUUUCUCGUCUACAAAGGCAUCCGCAGAUUUGUAUAGAGCGCGCCAAACCCAACUGUCGACGCUGCCCCUGCCGCACCCAUUGCAGUGUUCGUGGGCGUCACCGGCAUUUCUUUUGCGGCAUUACCUCUAAGCAACGUAUUCCCCAUCGCUCUGUCUCAGGCCUUAGCAGCCGGAGCCGCCGGUGCCAUUCUCGUGGACAGGAUCAUCCGGAAACAGCUCGGACACCUCCUCGCCACGUCCUCCUCCUCACCGGAAUCAUCCCCGGCACCGUCGUCACCCAAAGGCCUCGGAUUUCUCUCCGACUUCGCCGGACCCACAGGCACUCAGCUCGAGAUCGUAUACGGAGUCUUCGGCUAUAUGCAAGUCCUCUCCGCCUGCUUCAUGUCCUUCGCACAUGGCGGCAACGACGUCUCCAACGCUAUCGGACCCUUAGCCGCCGCUCUGAGCAUCCUGCACGGCGGAGCAGCCGCCGGAGGCGGCGAGAUCAUAAUCCCCAUCGACGUCCUCGCCUGGGGAGGCUUCGGAAUCGUCGCCGGACUCACGAUGUGGGGAUACAGAGUCAUCGCAACGAUCGGGAAGAAGAUCACAGAGCUAACACCGACUCGUGGGUUCGCGGCGGAGUUCGCGGCCGCGUCGGUGGUGCUCUUCGCGUCGAAGCUAGGGCUCCCGAUCUCGGCAACGCACACGCUCGUCGGAGCAGUGAUGGGUGUAGGGUUCGCGAGAGGGCUCAACAGCGUGAGAGCAGAGACGGUGAGAGAGAUCGUCGCUUCGUGGGCCGUCACCAUUCCCGUCGGAGCCACUCUCGCCGUUCUCUACACGUGGGUCUUCACCAAGCUCUUGUCUUUCCUGUUGUGAGUUUUGGUUCUGUCUCUAUUCCAAUCUGAUACGACGAACAAGGUUCUGGUGUUUAUGUGUGGGUCUUGAUUCGGAUCUAAAACCCUAUACCGUCUGGAGAUUUUUGUAUUGUUCGCUGUGUUUUCCAUCUUCGAUUGAAGUAAUUUUUCACCCAUCGGUGAUGAUGAAUGAAGCAAGCAAGGUAGCUUUCUUAA